Dimorphilus gyrociliatus is the source of this 2560-nucleotide messenger RNA. Lineage: Eukaryota; Metazoa; Annelida; Polychaeta; Dinophilidae. The record is from the annotation of a GenBank genome assembly.
CCUAAAUGAAACUAUCUUGAAAGGAAAGCAUACGUUUUCUUUGAUAUUUCUACUAUUAAAGGGAUUUAUUAAUGAUUUGUUUAUUUGUUUGUUUCUAUUGUUUAUUCGUAAUUUUUAUAUAUAUUUCGAAUUUAUCUUUAGUUUCUUAUAUUGAUGACUCUUCGUAGACUUAAUCACUCUUAGUUACUCAUUCGAUCUUGGACAGUUUCUCUUGUCUUGAUUGAGGAAUCUUUAAAAUUUACAUUCUUCUGUUAUAAUGAAAUAAAUUUGUUUACUAUUAAGCAUAAUAGUUUAAGAACGUAAGUACGUUUUACAUAAAACCUGUAAAACUUCUGGAAUGUUAAAUAAAUAGAGAACAUAACUAGAGUAAACAAAGUCUUUGUAAUAAAAUACAAAGAAGAGUAUAAGAUAUAUCAACAUUCUGUUCUUGGUAGGGAAGUAAAUCGUUACAUCAGUUGAACACAUUCUUAUAUGUUUUAUAAGAUUUCUUUGUCUCUAAAAAUAUUACUAAUAGACUGCAUUCAUAUUAGAAUUUCCUUUCUAUUGUUAUCCGUUCGAUUAUAAAAUGUCAUAGAGCUGUAUUAACAUAAUAAUUAUUCUGCUUUUGAAACGUUUAGGCUGUAUAUAAAAGUAAUUAGAAUGUUUUACAGGGAAUUUUGCCUGUGAAUAUGGCAAGAGAAUUUCAGUGUUUCAGAGAUGCAAAAUAUCAAAACGUGUUCCAACGCCUGCUGGACAGCUUCCAAAAAGAGGGUUUACUCCCUUCUUUCAGUCGAUUUAUUAUUUCUGCUUCUUGUAUGUUGUUAAAUUCGUUGGAUAAGAAUGAGAAAGAUUGUUAAUUAUGGAUACUAAUUAGUUUUGGAAGCUUUAGGCGUUUUCGAAAGGGUAUUAUUGUAACUUUCGAGCGAUAAUACAUGAAUUGGCGCGUUUUCGUUUCAACGUAUAUACAAUAAAAAAAGAAAUGCAUCGUUACUAUCUUGCGUUAUUUUUCGUUACUGUGUCAUUUAUACCUUCAAGAGAAAAGAAGAUGCUUAUGCUAACCUUACCACUAACAAAAUACUCUCCCCGAGACCAUUUUACACUUAUGAAAAUUCUAUCAGGAAAGUUGGCCCAUAGAACGGAUCAUGAAAUUACAUUUUUCAUUCAAUCAAGGCGAAAGCAUAAAUUACCCCGAGACGUAAAAGAGUUGGCAUUGUCUUCGUCUCUAUCUGAAAAAGAAGAAGAAAAUUUUGGUCACGCUUUACGACAACAUUCAAAAAGUUUACUCAGAAGGAAUAGUUCGUCCGAAGGUAAACAUUCUGAGCUACUUCGUUCAACAUUCGUGCAGGAAUGUAAGAAAAUGUUAACGGAUAGUAAUUUUAUUGAAAGAGUGGAAAAAGAAAAUUUUGAUCUCUUAAUUAUCGAUCAGUUUUUUACCUAUUUGGAUGCAUCUGUACCAACUCCAAUGUCUUGGGUACCACCUCUUUUCAGUGGUUUUCCAGACGAUAUGAACUAUGGCCAAAGGAUACAAAGUGUUAUUUUACAUUAUUCGCUAUCGUACUUUGCAUCGAAACUUUACAAGGAGUAUUCGGAUCUCAAAGAUUCACUUAACAUAUCACCGUCUAAAUCCAUUUGGGAUAUUAGAGCCAAUUCUUUACUUUGGUUGAUCAAUUCCGAUUUGUCUUUCGAUUAUCCCCGUCCACUAACUCCUAAUAUUGUUCACGUUGGUGGCAUGAUAACUGAAAAGUCUAAUGAGAAUUUAGAUAGGGAUUUUUUAUCUUUAGCAAGUCAUCCAUUUGGAAUCGUUUCAAUUGACUCUGAGCAUGAUUUUUGCGCAGAUGAAGAAUUUCUCUUUUUUCUAGCAGAAGAAUUAUCAAAAGUAAACGAUAUUGAAUGGAUUUGGUCUCUAAGAUGCCCAGUAAACAGUGGUCCUAUGACCGUACAUCAAUUCAGGAGAAUACCAAGACCAGCGCUACUAGAGAAUCCGAAUUGUCGGUUAAUUAUCACCAAUGGUGAUUUGAAUAGUAUUUACGAGGCUGUAAAGGCAGCUGUUCCUUUACUUAUCAUACCAAUCAGUGGGGAUGGUAUCGAUAAUGGUGCUAGAUUACGUAAGAAAGGUGUUGCGGAAGUUUACGAUGGACGGAACGAUAAGUUUACCAAGCUUGUCCCUAAAAUUCGUAAUUUGAUAGAAAAUACAAGCUAUCUGAAUGCGUCUAUUCAACUAUCAGCAAUAUUUAACGACUUUUCCCCUAAACCUACGGAAAAAGCUAUAUUUUGGAUUAAUCACGUGGCAAAGUUUGGUGCUGACCAUCUCAGACCGGCCGUUAACAAUUUAUCAACAUUUCAAAGAUAUUUAUUUGAUGUUUGGAUGCUUAUUAUAUUCUUAAUAUUAAUAGUAUUGCUAAUCAUCAUAUUUGUCACAGUUUGUCUUGUAAGGUGCUGUUGGAAACUGCUUAAGCGUAAUAAAACAAAAAGUGAAUAGUUAAUAAAUGCUAAUGAAAUUCUUUAUAUUUUUCAACAUUAUGUCCAACUGACAACACGUAGAUUUAUUUAUUGUUUAUUCGAUUUAUUAAGUAAAUAACGA